AUGUCUGAGAAAGCACCACGACAUUCGGUCUUGGAAUCAACGGAUUUGAUUGGACACUCGAGUGUUGGUGAUGAUGAGAAUAAUACAGCUACUACCGACUCAACGAACCACAACAAUUAUGAUAGUGAAGAACUAUGCCAAUCGAGUACUCCAUCCUCAUCACGUAAUGUCACUUGUCAUCAGCAGCCGGCAUCAUCAUCACCACACACUCCACGUAAUGAUGAAGAUAUUUCGGAAGUGUCCCAACAAGUAUCCUCUCUCCAAGUAAACUCACAUUCUCAACAAGAAAGUAUCUCGUCUUCGACUUUUCAACAACCAAUGAUGGAUAAAAAUCAUAAUUCUGUGAAUGAUCCUUCAAAAAAUCUCACUCAUGAAGCACCUGGACCAACCCACGACGACACAACUCACCAAUUUACCAGUUCAAUCAACUCAAUCAAUUCUUCUUCGACUAGUACCACCAAUGUUAACACACCGCAACGUCACAUCAAAUCAUCUUCAUGGGUCGAAGAAGAAGAAGAAGAAUUUACACAAGCAGAUGAAGAAGCUUCUAAAAUACCAAAUGAAAAAUGGGCCUUAAUGGAUAAUAUUGGAUUUCCACCUCCCUAUGACUCACGUGAAAAAGAAUUGUAUGAACAAUAUAUGAAUAGUUCACAACGAAAGAAGUUUUCAUCGGAAUGUAAAGAGUCUUGGCAAGAAUAUUUCAUGACUUCAAAUAAUGGAUUUUACAACCGAGUCAGUUACAACAACAGUUUAAAGUCAAUCAUUAGAAAAUAUGGCAUUCAUCCAAUGUAUAGAAAGAAAAUAUGGUUAGAAUUAAACAAUGUCGAUAAAAAGAUGAUUGAAAAUCAAGGAUAUUAUCAGAAAAUGUUACAAGUCCAUCAAAAUAUAUAUAAUGAAGCUGAGCAUCAAAUUGAUUUGGAUUUAUCAAGAACAUUUCCUCAUCAUCCUUUUUUCAGACAUGCAAAUUCUAAAGGAAGAGAACAGUUGAAGAGGAUUUUAAUUGCUUUCUCAUGGAGAUCUCCAUAUAUAAGUUAUACUCAAUCCAUGAACUAUAUUGUUGCCAUGCUGUUGCUACAUUGUGACGAAGAAACAGCAUUUUGGUUAUUUGUAGAGCUUGUGGAAGAAAUUUUACCAAAAAAUUACUACAAUCCACAAUUGACAGGAGUAAGAAUUGAUUCACGAGCCCUUGAUGAACUGAUUAAAAAUCGCCUCCCUAAAAUUCAUGCUCACUUUCAAAAGAUCCACUUAGAUUGUACAGCUUUCAGUAGUGGUUGGUUUAUGCGUUUGUUUGUUGACAUUUUCCCUAUAGAAACAACCUUGAGAAUUCUCGAUUUGGUCUUUUCAGAAGGCAACAAGAUACUAUUCCGAACAGUACUGAGUUAUUUGAAAAUUUAUGAACCUCGAAUAUUAGAAAUGGAUAAUAUGGGAGAUGUCUUGCAUUUUGUCAACUCAGAUCCAUGUACCAUGUAUGAUCACUUCAAGUUGACAAAGAAUAUGUUUUUAUUUUACAGACUCACACGACAGGUUUGUCUUUCAUUACGAACCAAGUACAAAGAAAUUAUUGAGAAGGAAGAUGAAGAAUUAGAGACUCGGCGAAGAAUGCUCAAAAAAUAA
Naegleria fowleri is the source of this 1614-nucleotide messenger RNA. RefSeq lists its product as uncharacterized. The transcript has 5 exons. The record is from RefSeq and is a predicted model, not a curated record. Bases 1 to 1614 code for a protein of 537 amino acids. NCBI's taxonomy places the organism in Eukaryota, Heterolobosea, Eutetramitea, Acrasida, Naegleriidae.